Messenger RNA from Phyllotreta striolata, 2898 nucleotides. Lineage: Eukaryota; Metazoa; Arthropoda; Insecta; Coleoptera; Chrysomelidae. The record is from the annotation of a GenBank genome assembly.
GCCUAUUUGACGUUUGAUAGAACAACCUAACCUCACUUUAUUUUAAAAAUGAAACUAUUUAGAGUAGUACGUAUUAUAAGAAACAAAACGUAUUUUAGCAGUUUUAUACCGGCUGUCCCGGUUCGAUGCCCGAAUAUCUGCAACUACAAAAUAAGCACGCAAUUAAAUCAGUACAACAUCGGAAAAUACUCGACAGAAAACGAUGAGGAACCCGAAGAAUUGGAAACCGAAACCGUCGAUUUAACGGAGGGUUUGAAAUAUAUUCUAUUCGGAGAUACCAAAGAUGCGGUUAUACGAGAAUUAAACGAUUGCAACAGCUUGGAGGAUGUGUGGAAGAUUUUAGAAAAAUAUAAUAAUAGUUUAACUAACGAGCAAAUCACUCAAGCCAUAUUGGUUCUGAAGGAUCUACAAAUCUCGCUAUGGAAGUCAAGAAAGUGGGAUUUCACUAAUUUCGUACAACUGAGAAUGAGUAGAAUAUUUAUAGAUUUGUUGGAUAAAAUCGUAAAUCGAUUGGAUAAUUUCGAUACGAAUCAUUUGAGUUACGUUUAUUUGUAUUUGAGUCGAUUAGGACUGAACGCAGACGAAGAAUGCAUGCUCAAAAUCGGCGAGAAACUGAAGAGAGAUUUAGAGGAGGACUUCAACUUGGCUGUAUGCAGCAAAUUUCUACGGGUGGCCUUUUUGGAGAGCAGCGUUCGACCCUACUACAUGUCGAUGAAUUUAAUCCCUAAAAUAUUAAAAGCACUAGAUAAUUGCGAUUCCGUGGAGGAUUUUUCGAACAUAUCCACCUGUUUGAACAAAUUAGCCGGCAUCGUAACCCCCUCGAUACUAAGCGAUUACGUAAAAGUACUCGAGAGAUUCCUGGAUAAAAAGAAGCUAGACUCCUCCAAUUCGCACGCUAUUCUAAUGAUAAUAUCCUUCCUGAAUCUGCUCCCUUGGAGGGAAAAACACGUGGAACUGAUAUCGAAAUGUAUGCUGUUAAUGAAGAACUCCCUACACAAACUAGACAUCCCUUACCUUCUACUAUUCUACGAUGUGUUUUUUAAGAUCCAGGAACCGGCCGAGCUGCUCGACAACAUCCAGAGAUCCGCCGCGAAAUUCUGGCAACAGUACGAGGAAACCGGCAUGCAGGACGUCAACACCACUCUAAAAUUAUACUCUGCUUUGCUAUUCUUCUCGUCGCCUUUACAUCGAGUGCAACUUCGCAACGGCGUUGAUAAAUUAAUGCCCUCCAAGCUAGAGAUGCGAGAUUUGAUACUCAUUCGCAAGAUAUUCUCGCACGUUAAAGUAUCCGACAAGCAAUUGUGCACGAAAUACUGGGAUAUUUGGAGCGAUAUACUAAAACAAAACGACGAUAACCACGUGGUAUCGAAAUCGUGCUUCAACUACAUGCAAUUCAGCAUCGACAUCGAUAGUUACAGGAAUGUAGACUUCGAAAAGCGAGUACUCGAUGCGAUAAAAAACAUCGUCGGAAGAGGUGAUGUGAUAUUACCGCAAGAUAUAAGUAUAUUUCUGGCGUUUGUGGUGCAUUACAGCGACGAUAGAGGGCUCUUUCGAGAGUUACUCGACAAAUUGAAGGAUAAUCCGAGGCAAUUGAAAACUAGAGAAAUCUCGUUGUUGUCGCAAUCGUGCGCGAGCAAGAGCGAGUGCUGCACCGAAGAAGAUUUCGACGAAAUUAGAGAUUUAUUGAAGGAAAGCAGUAGAUGUUUGAUCAGCGAGGACGGCGGGUCGUUCGAGAGGAAUUCGUUUUUGAUCAAAGCGGCGGUGUCGAGGGAGAAGGACGUCGAUCGUUUCGUCGAGGAUUCGCUGUUGGGGUUCAAGGAAUUGGAUUACAUGAGCUCGAAGUUGCUCGAGAACGUUUCUUACGUAUUUUUGAACACCGGUAUCGUGAUACCGGAGGUUUACAACAAAAUCACCGAGUAUAUUGUUAGGAAUAAGAGCAACAUUAUCGCUUUCAACGCGGAAAAGGUGCUGUUUCUUUGUUUCUACGUGGCGUAUUUUCCCAUAAAUGCUGAUAAGUUUUUCCAAGCCGUAACCGACAUUAUAAUUAGGGAUCAAGAAAGACUGAGCGGUUUGGCCUUCUUGCAGAGCGCUUUAUCGUUGAGUUUCUUCAACAAAUUGCCCAGUUUCCUGGUCAAGCAGAUCUUCAACGUCGAAUUCAUGGAUAGAUUGGAUAACGAAUUGGCCAAUUGUUAUUCUAAGGAGAAAUAUCCCCAGCGAGUCCGAAACACUUUGAUGUACUUGAACAGGACGGUUUGUUUGGAAUAUCCGGAAUUUAACGUGCCUUGGUUCCACGAUAAAUACGUCAAAGACCUGCACGCUCGUUAUGUUACUGAAUACGUUUCGCCGAGAUCUAUGAGAGAAUAUUUGAUAGAAAUAACCGGCAAGGAGCUUCAGGAAAAUGUGACGGUUCCGUACGGGUAUCGAAUAGAUUUCGUGGUCAAUUUAGACGAGAAAAAUAAGGUCGUUUCGUCCGAAUGCGGAUCGGUCGCGAAACGAGUGGCGAUUUUGAUUUUGAAACAACACGCUUUUACGAGGUUUUACUCGCAUUUGAGGGGGACCUAUCAAAUGAAAAUCAAGCACUUGGAAAUGAUGAAUUACAACGUAUCGGUGGUGAAGUUCUGCGAUUGGGCGAAUUUGCUGUACACGAGCGAAAAAUUGGAGUUUUUAAACAACCUGAUAUGGCCCAGGGAGUAUAAAAUUUUAUGGACCAGAGAAAGGUAACGCUAUUUUAAUCCUAUGGUAAACUUUUCUUGGUAAUAAGAACACCUCUAUUAAUAUACUAUGUAUCAUAUGAUAAUUUAUUUUUACUGCGAUUUUGUUAUUGUAUAGAAUUGAUAAUUUGUUAAAAAUUGAUGUGAAAGAUGUUUUAUAUUUGACGAUGUUGAAAGAAUUAUAAAG